CGGUAAAAAUGAUGGACAAUAUGGCGCCGGGUGUAGAUUUAGCUUCUGGAUCUGUCGUUGUGUAAAAGACCGGCGAUCCGACAGGAUGAACCUCUGCGCCCAGUAUUUACGGCAGGCAGAGGCCCUGAAAGCUGACAUGACAGAUUCUAAGCUCGGUGCUGCAGAGGUGUGGACAUCACGGCAAGCUCUUCAGGACCUGUACCAGAAAAUGCUGGUGACAGACCUGGAGUAUGCCCUGGACAAGAAAGUGGAACAAGACCUCUGGAACCAUGCCUUUAAGAAUCAGAUAACAUCACUACAGAGUCAGGCCAAAAACAGAGCCAACCCGAAUCGAAGUGAAGUACAGGCCAAUCUCUCCCUUUUUCUUGAGGCAGCUAGUGGAUUCUACACACAGUUAUUACAAGAGCUGUGCACGGUGUUCAAUGUGGAUCUGCCUUGUCGUGUGAAAUCAUCUCAACUUGGCAUCAUCAGCAAUAAACAGAGCAGCACCAGCGCCAUAGUGAAACCGCAGCCCAGCUCCUGCUCCUAUAUCUGCCAGCAUUGUCUCGUCCACCUCGGGGACAUUGCACGUUAUCGCAACCAGACCAGCCAAGCGGAGUCUUAUUAUAGACACGCAGCUCAGCUUGUUCCUUCAAACGGUCAACCUUACAAUCAGUUGGCCAUUCUGGCCUCCUCCAAAGGAGACCACCUCACAACAAUCUUCUACUACUGCAGAAGCAUUGCUGUCAAGUUUCCCUUUCCAGCAGCUUCCACCAACCUGCAGAAAGCACUAUCUAAAGCUCUUGAGAGCCGUGACGAGGUCAAAACAAAAUGGAGCGUGUCUGAUUUCAUUAAGGCCUUCAUCAAGUUCCACGGCCAUGUUUACUUAAGCAAAAGCCUGGAGAAGCUCAACGCACUGAGGGAGAAGCUGGAGGAGCAGUUUCAGAGGCUGAUUCUCCAGAAGGCCUUCAGCUCUCAGCAGCUGGUCCACAUCACAGUUAUUAACCUGUUUGAGCUACACCACCUCCGAGACUUCAGCAACGAGACUGAUGACCAGAGCUUCAGCUCGGAUGAGCAGAUCAGCUGGAUACAGCUCCUUGGCCUUUUCAUGUCUUUCCUAGGUGUGAUGUGCAGCCGAGCCUUACUGAAUAAGAACCAAGAGGAGAUCAUGGGGGAGUGCCCACUCCCAGCCAUCAAAGUGUCCCUGGAUUGGCUGAAGCUGCGGCCUGGUGUCUUUACUGAGAGUGCUGUUGACCAGAGACAAUAUAUUUGGCCUUGGCUGGUGUCUAUUCUUAACAGCUUCCAGCCCAAGGAGGAGGAUGUGUCAAAUCCAUCAGCAACUCCACUCCCAGAAGAGUUUGAGCUGCAAGGCUUUCUGGCUCUCCGGUCUGCCUUAAGGGUGCUGGACUUUUCCAAGGGGCACCAGGGCAUUGCGGUUGGAAAAGACAGCCUCAUAGUUCAUGCACGACAGCAGAGGCUCAUCAACUUGGGCAAGUGGGUGGCAGACAAUCAGCCUGGUCUGAUCCAAUGUCGCAUCAACGACGGCCUGCUCCUCUUCCUCACGGAUAUCCCUGAGCUUGUGGUGGAGGAGCCACAGGAGAAGGACCCUCCUGUUCUGCAGGAGUCAUCCAAUGGCGAGCAGACCUCGCAUGAUGGAUCGCUUGGCCUCAAGUCGGUGCUUUCAGUGGGGAAGAGUCAGAACAGCAGCCUGGAUCCUGGCGAGAGGCCCGUGGUCACGUUCAAGGAAAACAUUAAACCACGUGAGCAGAGCCGAGAGCAGGGCCGCAGCCAGCACCUGAGGGAUGGAGGCAAGGAGCGAACCAGCUUCAACAAAGGCAAUGGAGCACCAGGAAAGAACGAGCCGAAAAAAGAUGGCAAGCGGAAGAGUGAAGCAAAGAAAAACAGCCAUGAGAAAGCGUCUGAUACAGGGAAACAGGUAAAAUCUCAGUCUGAAAUGAGGAAGACUCCAGUGUCGGAAUUGAGGAAGACCCCAGUCACACAGACUCAGACUACCUGCUCUUCACAGUUUAUCCCCAUUCAUCAUCCAGGAGCCUUUCCCCCUCUCCCCAGCCGGCCAGGUUUUCCCCCUCCAGCAUACGUGAUCCCACCCCCUGUGGCCUUCUCCAUGAACCCAGGGUUCACUUUCCCUACAGGUGUGUCUGUUACCACCCCCUUCCUGCAGCCUGCCUCCCACCCUCAGUCUGCCAGCCAAGUGCCGUCUGGGAAGCCCUCGCACAUUCCCUACAGCCAGCAAAGGCCCUCUGGCCCUGGGGCUCUCGCCCAGGGGCCACCCCAAGCCCAACCUCAACCACAGCCUCAGCCCCAGCAGGCACAGCCACCCCCUCCACAGCCUUCCAAGCAAGCCUUGCAGCAGACUGUGCAGCUUCAGGUGCAGCAGCAGCAACAGCAGCAGCAGUCACCCACCAAGCAGAGCUCUCAGCUGGGCAAGAGCCCUCCACACCACACUGGCAUGCAGCCAUACAUGCCAGUGUCUGAGCAGGCAGGGCAGAUGUGGAGCCAGCACCAGACUCAGCCUGCAAUACCCAAGAUGCCCAUGCCAGUCAAACAGCCUUUCUUCAUGCCUGCCCAGGACCCCAUGAAGCUCUUUGAGCACUCUAUGUCAUCAGCCGUGUCCAUGCAGCAACCUCAGCCCAGCAUUGACAAGAAGAUGACAUUCCCAGAGGUCAAAAUGCAGGAUUUCUACUGGGAGCCACCAUACCGUAUGGGUGAGGGCAGGGGCAGCAUGGGAGACAGGAUGGGCAAGCACCAGCCUGGAGUUUUCUGCCCGGACCAGGAGAAUACACCUAGAGGCCCACCAUAUGAGGACAACAAGAGCUCUCCUCUUCUUCCUCCAGACCUGUUAAAAACUCUGGCGGACUUUGAGGAGGAGGAGGAGCUGGUCUUUACUAAGCCUCAUGAUUUCUACCAGGCCUUGGCCAGCCCUCUUAACUCUGCUCCUGGAAGGAACAUGUUUUUAUCAAACCAGUCAAGGCUAGACAGUGGGCCUGAGGUAAUGAGCCAGUCCUCUCUAUUACAUCGCUCUGUCUUUCCUGUUCAGGAGAACUCCUACCAAAACAACAGCAUCUUCAGUGAGGCCUAUGGCAAAAACAUGGCACCCACACCAAAACCUGAUGUGCCCAUGAUACACCAAGAGCCCUCCUUGUAUUCCUUGUUCGAAGGAAAUCCAUGGUCUCCCUCCCUCCCUGCCAGCUCAGACCACUCAACCCCAGCCAGCCAGUCACCCCACUCCUCCAACCCAAGCAGUCUGCCAUCAUCGCCACCCACCCAUAGCCAUGGUGCUUUGCCCUUCUCCAACUUCGGCCCCAUUGGCACACCAGACAGCCGUGACCGCAGAGUGGCUGAUCGCUGGAAGACUGAAAAGACAGGUGUGAGUGGCUUUGGGUUGGACUAUCUGCCCACCGCCCCCGCCUCCUCUGCCUCAGAGCCGAACAGCUGGCACCAGGGUGCUCCCACCAGCAGCUGGGCAGCCCAGGACAUGCCCAUGGAGGACUCGUCCACCGUCCUCCUCGACAGCUUUAAGUCAAUCUGGUCCAGCUCGAUGAUGCAGCCGGGCCCGUCAGCACUGGAGCAGCUCCUCAUGCAGCAGAAGCAGAAGCAGCAGCGUGGCCACGGCACCAUGAACCCACCGCACUGAGGGGCCCACGGGCGCAAGCACUUGUGUGAAAACCGUACUGAAGAAGAGGAGGUGCAGAACCACAAGCUCCAAUCGGAAAUGUUUUUUUCCGGCGUUACCUGCGUGUGGAGGCUGGAGACGGCGGCCAAAGCGGACCGACAGGCUCCAAAACCAACCGCUCGCCUGAAACCGACGAGGGAGGUGCAGCCCUCUCCUCUCUCUCUCUCUCUCUCUCUCUCUCUCUCUCUCUCUCUCUCUCUCUCUGUCUCUCUGUCUCUCUCUCUCUCUCUCUGCCUCUGUGGCAAGGAGGGGCGUAAGAGCACCUGACCCGCCGCGCUGCUCAGCACGUAGCCGCUGCAGAAACACUGACUCAGAGGGCAGACUCUGAGGAGACUUCCAUUCUGAUAGCCACCCUGCUUCCUCUGGGGGUCAGAGGUACUUCUCCUGGCUCACUUGGGCUCUAUAACUCUGGACUGGACCACCAUCAAAACAGAAAAAAAACAAACAAAAAAAAAAAUACCUGCUUUUACCUGCUCUGUGUGACCAUUGUGCAGCAUACACGGGAGAGGAAGAGGGUGUGGAUGUUACAGUGUGUGUGUUUGUGUGUAUGUGUGUGCAGAAGGUGGAGUUUUAUGGACAGGUAGGAAUGGCAGUGAGCAAAACGGACCUUUUUUUCUGAAGUCUGGACAUGUUUUUUUUCUGGAGGAGGGCUUUGUGUAGCUUGGGGCAGGUGGGUAUUAAUGGGAAGAGAGAAUUGUGGACCGUAUUCACUGCAGUUGAUGUAACAAGUGUGCCUCUGUAUGGACUGCACACAGACAAUAGGACGUAGUUUGAUCGGGCAUGGAUUAUGGUUUCGCUGUGAUGUCUGGUCUGCUCAUUUCUUGGAAGUUUUUUUUUUUUUUUGUUGUUCUGUUUCUUUUUUUUCCUUUUUAAAGAAGUGGGCAGAUUUAAGGUACUUCUGCCUCUGCUAGAAGGCAGAACUGCUAUGAAUUGUAUCAUGACAUAGCUUAAAAAAAGAAACCGAAUGGAGGUAGGGCUUAGAAUAUAGCUAUAGAGUGUAGUAUCAUUAGCUGCAAUAGAGAUUGCAUUUAUUAACAAUACUGUAUUUUGUGACUUGUUAUGUAGCAGUUUUAGCUUUGAGAUAUUAUUGGAUUAAUAUGUUCAAUAGUUUACUGCUAAUGGGGAAGUUUUAUUUAUAUAUAUAUAUAUAUAUAUAUAUAUAUAUAUAUAUAUAUAAUAUAAAAAAUAUUCUCCCCACCCCUUCGAGCUCUUCCUCGUUUCUUUGAACACUUUAACUUACUUGCAUAACAGUUCCUUUUGUUCAUGUUCUGCCUUUAAUAGUUUUAAGCGGCUUUACCAGCUCUCUUUGUGCCUGGUCAGUGUUUUUGUUGUUUAUUUUCCUCCUUCCCCCUGCCUUUCUCUCUUUUCUCUGUCUCUCUUUUUUUUUCAAAAGAAUUAUCACCAUCAUGGUUGGCACUGGCGCCGAGAUUGAAAACAAGCAAAACGGGUCCAGCAUCGACGCUGCUGGUUCAGCUGUAUGGGGGCACAAGCAGAGGGACGCUGCUUUAAGGGGCUCGCAGCCACUGAACUAAGGACAAUUCUAUAGCCACUAACAGUAACUCAAUUGGAGAAUACUGAAUAGCCUCCCUGCUACUCCCUGCACUCUUGAUGAAUAGAAAGUGUCAUUUCUUCAGCCAUUGCAGUCUAAAAACAGUAGAAAAGCUUCUUGCGCUGUUCUUGCCACUGUAUUUAACCCAGUGAAAUUGUCUGGUAAACACCUACCAUGCCAACGCUGCACUUGGAUCAGUUCUAGGUGUCACUUGUUGACUGUCUUAGGUUAGUGCUGGCUCUGGACAGGCUGUAGCUCUGUUGGGAUCACCAUUGGGCAAUAAUGCUCUUGGAUAUUGGCUGCAUUUCUCCAGUGUGUGCAAACUAGGGAGAGGAAAAAAAAAAAGUUCUUAUUUUUAAAUCAAUUGGGUCUGAUUUAAUCCAGUGAGACGAUUUCAAAAGCUGAGAUACAGAGCGCUGAGAAAGUGUAGAGCACAGAGUGUAGAGCCCCUGCAGGGCCUUGUUUAAUAGGGAAAGUUUCAGAUAGAGGUCACCGUUGGAUAAGCUUCAGUGUCUGAAUACAUUCAGUGGUUAUUUUUUUUUUCAUUUUUUUUUUCAUGGUUCUACUGCAAAGGUAUUUUUGGACGGAAGGUUACAGGAGCGACAGCUUCUUGUAUGAGGGAAAAGCGCAUUUUUAUUUUCGUGUAGAGAGCAUUUUAUUGACAACUUUAAAUGUCUCUAUUUGCUGUGUGAUUGUGCUUCUUGUUGCAUUUAAAAUGUAUUUAAAGAAAAAUGAUUUAAAAAAAGAGGCAUAACAAAACAAGCUAAACUUUAACAAAGAAAAACUUCUUAUUAUCCAAGCACCGUAAGGCUUUAGGGGGAGCUGUGUGCUAGUUUCGGCCCCGUUUCAUCAACUCAUGGAUUUCCUAUACGGUGUUCUGGUUUGCUUGCUGUAGAAACCUGUCAUUUUUGCAUUUGGAUGGGUGAGGGUUGGUGUGCAAUCUUGACUGAAUGUUCUGUGGAAGCCUUGCCGAUCACUACGUUUAAAAUGUGGAUAGCCUCCCCCUUCUUUGACAGUGGAUGUCUUUUGCUCUGGUGUUGUAUAUUAAAAAAAAUACUGAAAACAGUCUGCACUUUUUGGGCAGUAAUAACAUUCCAAUACAGGAGUCUAAGAAGCAGCCAGCUUACAGCCACAGCACAGAGAAAGCUAUACCACUGAGCGAACGUGCCCAUACUCAUUGUAUGAGAAUCCCUCUUUGGAAAUUCUGCAUGAAAAUACAGCUUCUUGCCUUGUGUAUUUAGGGUGAAGGAGAUAUCCAGUAAAGACUUUUAGAGGAUUUUGCAAGUUAGGUCAGGUGAAGAUGUCUCCUUCUGUAAUCAGCUUGAUUUAUUGUGUUCUCAUUUGUCUGUGGACAUUCAGAAAUGCUGAAAAUCAGCUAUGCCUUUAAUAAAGUAAACCAUGUCCUCUUCA
Molecule: messenger RNA, 6632 nt
Organism: Pygocentrus nattereri (red-bellied piranha)
Lineage: Eukaryota; Metazoa; Chordata; Actinopteri; Characiformes; Serrasalmidae
Gene: smg7
Product: SMG7 nonsense mediated mRNA decay factor
Exons: 23
Coding region: 86-3634 (1182 amino acids)
Biological process (GO): nuclear-transcribed mRNA catabolic process, nonsense-mediated decay
Cellular component (GO): telomerase holoenzyme complex
Molecular function (GO): telomerase RNA binding; telomeric repeat DNA binding; protein binding
Source: RefSeq, a predicted model, not a curated record